AUGACUCCGGUGCUGUAUUUGACAACGGGGGUCUUCACGGGGGAGGUCUUGUUCUGUUUGUUGCCGACUCUGGUCCUCGUCCUGCUCUCUGCGGCCUCCCACCAUCCCAGGGCUCAGCGCUGGCUGAGGCUGACCUGGAUCUCCGCAGGCUGGAGUCUCUGGGUCGUGGCUUGUUGGAUUCUGGAGCUCCCGCUGUGCGGGGACGAGAGAAACCGGGCCGGACAGACGGGAGCACCAGGCACGGGUGGUGUACCCCGCCCGCUGCAGGCCUCAGGGAGACCCGCUCUCACCUGCAAGCCGACGGCGCUUUCUCACUACCUGCUCCGCCACUGUGGCUCUCUGGCCCCGCCGAGGCUGGCCGCCUGGCCCAGGGGAGACCCCCACCUUCAGACACUGUCCAGUCUGCUGUGGGGCGCACAGGGCCGAGGCCGCCAAGGGGGUGGAGUGCGGUUUGCCAGGGACCACCUCCUGCUGAGAGACGGGGGAGUCGUAGCUCUCGACUGGGCCGCGGGGGUACGAGGGGUCAACGUGUUGGGGAGGGAUAGCGGCGAGGGGCGGAGGGAGCGUCCGUCCGGGACGAAGGCGCUGGGGUGCCACACUUCCGCCCCUCCUAUCCUGCUCCUCAUCCCGCAGGCCUGGGGAGGGACCACGCCUCACCUGAAGGGCCUGUGCCGCGUGGCCCUGCGGCAGGGCUUUUACCCCGUGGUUUUCCAUCCCCGCGGCACAGCGGGCUGCCCGCUCGCCACCCCGCAGAUGACCGAGUUCGGAGACCCGUCCGACCUCGCACAGGCGCUGGAGUACGUGCAGAGCCGCCACCCCUCCUCCGCGCUGGCUGCGGUGAGCGAAGGCUCGGGGUCGGGCCUCCUGCUGUCCUACCUGGGCGAGUGCGGCUCCAGCUCCCGCCUGAUGGCGGCCGUGGCCAUCUCGCCGGUGCUGCGGGGCCAAAUGUGGUUCGAAACCGCCAUGCCCACCAUCUACCGCUGGGGGGCGCUCUUUCGCCGCAAACAACAGCUCGGCAGAUAUGCGAGUUCCUUCGAUGCAGUCUUGGAUGUGGACCAGGCACUCCGCUGUUCCACCCUCAGGGACUUUGAAGAAGUUCUGUUCUGCUCAACCCGCCAGUCGACGAGGCCAAACCACCCAACAAGUGUCCCCAGCUCAGCCAGGGUCAAACACGUGGCAGGCUUGGCCCCUCAGCCCUUGGUGGCCUGGGCCCUGGGAGACAGGGCUUACCCAGCCAAGGACUGGGACGGCUACUGGGAGAGGAACGAACCCCUGAGAGAUGCGGAUGAGGUGGCGGUCCCUGUGCUCUGUAUAUGUAGCCGUGAUGACCCGCUCCUGCCCCCCGCCUCCAGCAUGCCCUUCUCCUUGUUCCAGGAAAACCCCUACUUUUUUCUGGUGAUGACAGAGACGGGGGGACACUGCGGGUUCACUUUAGAGGGGCGAGACAAAGUGGAGGCGGGAGAGAUGUCAAGCACAGGAAUCGGGGAUGGGGAGGCGGAGGAGCAGAACUGGAGUCACGUGGUCGCUCUAGAGUACUUCAGUGUGGUGGCCAACUUCCUGAGGGAAGAGAAGGAGAGGGACGGGGUGCAGUGGGAUGGCGCUGCCGGAGGGCAUGGACAGGCGGGGCAGAGGAGCAGGCCCGGCGCCGUCCCACCGCCCCGCAGAAGGAGAGCCACCGUGAUGAGGAGGUCACCCAGGAGCCAGGCACAUGGACAAGCCUGCCUGGGCAGAGAGGAGGAGAGGCAGUUUACCUGGAGGAGGUCCUACACACGCUAAAGGAAGGAGGAGGUAUUAACCCUAACAUGCAUGUCUUUUUUAUGGUGGGAGGAAACCGGGGCAGCCGGAGGAAACCCAAGCAGACAUGGGGAGAACAUGCAAACUCCACACCUGAAGGACCUGGGAUGGCUUCUUCCUUGCUGUGAGACAGCAGUGCUAACGCCUGGGCCUGCCAAGGCAGGUGAAGGAAGAGGAGAUCAACAGACCUCUAAAGUGUGAUGUAUAUGUGAUGGUCACAUGGGGGAUUCUGGAUCCACCAGUUUUAGUUUAAUGUAAAAUUGCAUACGGGUGUAAAUUAGUUGUCUUAUGCAGGACUGAUAGAGACUCUUGUUGCACAUUUUUCUUACACAUCGUUUUUAAUGACAAAUUGAAUUGAAUUGUUACUUUUGAGGGUUGCUGUUUUAUGCAUUUCUAUA
Lampris incognitus (smalleye Pacific opah) is the source of this 2192-nucleotide messenger RNA. Its product is annotated as protein ABHD15. Gene Ontology annotation, molecular function: short-chain carboxylesterase activity; monoacylglycerol lipase activity. The record is from RefSeq and is a predicted model, not a curated record. The transcript is spliced from 3 exons. The coding region runs from base 1 to 1776 and encodes 591 amino acids. NCBI's taxonomy places the organism in Eukaryota, Metazoa, Chordata, Actinopteri, Lampriformes, Lampridae.